ACACCUAGAUUAGUUGGUGGUGAUAGAUCUUUGGUUUAAGAUUGUUGUAGAUAACGUCUAUUGGUCUAACAACUACGCCGAAAGUAGAUACCGAGGGUCGCAAACAAACAAAGGCGUCGCAAUACUACUAGCUGCCGUUUGUAACGUCAUCAUAAACGCAAUCUAACGUGUCACCAGUCGCUUCCAUUGACGUUGUUUGGUUCUAAUUUGUGUAUUUGUGGCUUGAUCGGCCAGCAGUUCAUACUGUCACCUGUUGUAGGCUAACCAUGGCAACAGGUAAGGGUCGCUUCGACACCUUUGAUGAUGCUGUCGAAGAGAGAGUCAUUAAUGAAGAGUACAAAAUAUGGAAGAAAAAUACACCAUUUUUAUAUGACCUUGUAAUGACUCAUGCUCUUGAGUGGCCGUCACUAACAGCACAGUGGCUCCCAGAUGUGACCAGGCCUGAGGGGAAAGAUUACAGUGUCCAUCGUUUGAUCUUGGGAACUCAUACCAGUGACGAACAAAAUCAUCUACUCAUUGCAUCUGUUCAGCUACCAAAUGAAGAUGCCCAGUUUGAUGCUUCACAUUAUGACAAUGAAAAAGGAGAAUUUGGUGGCUUUGGUUCCGUGAGUGGGAAAAUUGAAAUUGAAAUAAAAAUCAACCAUGAAGGUGAGGUGAAUCGUGCACGUUAUAUGCCUCAAAAUCCUUGUGUUAUUGCCACAAAAACACCCUCAAGUGAUGUCCUAGUGUUUGAUUACACAAAGCAUCCUUCCAAACCAGAUCCCUCAGGAGAGUGUCAUCCGGAUCUAAGACUUCGUGGACAUCAAAAGGAAGGGUAUGGUUUGUCUUGGAAUCCCAAUCUUAAUGGAUAUCUCCUUAGUGCUUCUGAUGACCAUACUAUAUGUCUUUGGGAUAUAAAUGCUACUCCAAAGGAAAACAGAGUUAUUGAUGCCAAGACUAUCUUCACAGGUCAUACAGCCGUAGUUGAGGAUGUGGCUUGGCAUCUCUUGCACGAAUCACUCUUUGGAUCUGUGGCAGAUGACCAAAAACUGAUGAUUUGGGAUACAAGAAGCAAUAAUACUAACAAGUCAUCACAUACUGUAGAUGCACACACCGCUGAAGUAAACUGCCUUUCUUUCAACCCGUACUCCGAGUUCAUUUUGGCAACUGGCAGUGCAGACAAGACGGUCGCUCUCUGGGAUUUACGUAAUCUGAGCUUGAAGCUUCACUCAUUUGCCAUGCACAAGGACGAAAUCUUCCAGGUUCAAUGGUCUCCACAUAAUGAAACCAUACUAGCAAGUUCUGGCACUGAUCGCAGAUUGCAUGUUUGGGAUUUGAGUAAAAUUGGUGAAGAGCAGAGUGCUGAGGAUGCAGAAGAUGGGCCUCCUGAGUUGCUUUUUAUCCAUGGUGGUCACACUGCUAAGAUUUCCGAUUUCUCUUGGAAUCCAAAUGAACCAUGGGUUAUCUGUUCUGUCAGUGAAGACAAUAUAAUGCAGGUGUGGCAAAUGGCAGAGAACAUUUACAAUGAUGAGGAACCAGAAACCCCUGCCUCAGAGUUGGAAUCAGCAGCAUCGUAGAAUUCUUCUUAGUCAGUGUUGUCAUAUCAUCAUCAUCGUCAUCAUUUCAUUAGUAUUUUCCCUUAGUGUUGUCAUUCAUCAUUUCAUUUUUCACAUAAAAUUUUGAGGAUCAAGAAGGGUAAUUAUGAAAUUUAGCCAGAUUGUUACAUUCUUUAUAGCCAGUUUUGCUUCUUGCUCAGCAUCAUUGAAUUAGGUAACUACAGUGCUGUUACAUUGUCUUGAAACUCCAUAACUACCAUACAGUUCUUAGUGGUCCAGUUGAUGUGUAUGUUGGUGUGACAUGUAGUUCACAUUGAGCUCUUAAAUGUAGUUUCAUCAACAUGUAAAACAUCUGGAUAUUUGCAUUUGUUGUAUUUGAACAUUUUCUAGGUUUUAUCUGUAGAAAUAGACUUUCAGUAAAAUCAUGUUCCCAUUCCAUAAAUUUUAUUUUAAUCUUUUGUUCAAAUUCAUGGAAAUUCAUUUCUUAAUUAAAGAAAAUAAAAAAUUUAGCUUUUUAAUGACCCAACUUUGUUCAGGUAAUGUAUUUAGUUUAAGUUAAAUAGUUUGGUAACUACUAUAAGUAGAUGUUGAGAUUUAAAAUAUUUUCAGCAAUUUUUUCCACAACAGGGAUAAGUUUGGUUUUUAAAAGUUGUUGGAUGGUUUGCUCUUUUAUGUAUGACACUCCCAGCUAGCCCUGCUAUCCAAUAGCAGCUGUGGGGACUUGAUGAGAUGAGAGUGGGGUUGUUAAUAACUUCCAGACUGAUGGCAGGUCAGUGAUCUACCACAUGUAAACAUUUUUUCUUGCUUUAAAUUCUAAGAGGUAGUCCAUUAAGAACACACUAUUGUCUCCCAUUUAGCUCUGUAAUAAAAACUUGACACAAGAUAAAAUCUUACAUGACAGCAUACUAGAGAUUAUUCUCAAAUAAUAACCAUGGUAUAGCUGAAGAACUGAUGUAUAUGAAUUAUGAUUGGCCCAUAAUGGACAGGCAUGAUCAUAUGAGAAUCUAUGACAGGGUUUGAGCGAGUGAAGGGCUAACUCAUGAGUAUUAAUAUUACACGCCACAUGAUUUUGAUGAAUUUAGAAAAAAUUUAUAUCACUUCAAUGGUCCAUAAAUGAAUGCCAGCAAAUUUAGUAGCUCAGCACAGGACAGGGAUUGGUGUCUUGAAGCAGCGGGGAAUGUAAUGCCCCCCUAUAUCCCAUGACGUCUGUUUAUUUACUUGCUUAUAAAUAUUCCCGGGGAUUCCUGUUGGUUUUAGCUCAUCUUCUAUGAUAGUAUGUUGGCUAUAAUUGUAAUUUUGCAUAGAAAUAGAAAAACUUGUACCUCACAAAAAGUUAUUGCAACUCCCCAUUUCUGUCAAUCUACUACUUUACAACAAAUAUACUUGGAUUUUG
This is a messenger RNA of Macrobrachium nipponense, 2928 nucleotides long. It is a transcript of the gene Caf1-55, whose product is annotated as chromatin assembly factor 1 p55 subunit. The transcript is spliced from 10 exons. NCBI's taxonomy places the organism in Eukaryota, Metazoa, Arthropoda, Malacostraca, Decapoda, Palaemonidae. Gene Ontology annotation, cellular component: ESC/E(Z) complex; nucleus; NuRD complex. The coding region runs from base 267 to 1556 and encodes 429 amino acids. Gene Ontology annotation, molecular function: nucleosome binding; histone binding. Gene Ontology annotation, biological process: chromatin remodeling; regulation of DNA-templated transcription. The record is from RefSeq and is a predicted model, not a curated record.